Homo sapiens (human) is the source of this 4426-nucleotide messenger RNA. It is a transcript of the gene TMC8, whose product is annotated as transmembrane channel like 8. The record is from RefSeq and is marked reviewed. Bases 390 to 2570 code for a protein of 726 amino acids. Lineage: Eukaryota; Metazoa; Chordata; Mammalia; Primates; Hominidae. Gene Ontology annotation, biological process: monoatomic ion transmembrane transport. Gene Ontology annotation, cellular component: membrane; endoplasmic reticulum membrane; nuclear membrane. The transcript is spliced from 16 exons.
GCUCCCUCACCACCCUGCCUGGCUUGGCAGGAGUCGUCUGAGAAGGGGACUCCUCCAGGGACUUGGUCCCUAGGUCCCCAGAUGGGGAGACUGAGGCCGUGGCUGUGUGUCCCUCUGAGAGUUGGAGCGGGGCUGGGCCCGAAUUCGACCGCAGCAGGAUUCUCUCUCAUUUCUGAGCCCCGGAGGUGGCAGAGCGGCAGACCCGGGCAAGUGAACCCUAGGGCUGCAGGAGCCCAGGCCCCGACGCCGGCGCAGAGGGGACGGAAGGGCCCGCCCCCAGCCCAGCGUGCACAGAGGCCAUAGCCAAGGCCUUAAGGCUCAUCCAACCGGGGACUCAUAUCCCCCCCACCGGCAGCCCGGCGCCCCAGCCUCUACCCGUGCCCGCCGAGAUGCUGCUGCCGCGGUCGGUGUCAUCGGAGCGGGCCCCUGGGGUGCCGGAGCCGGAGGAGCUGUGGGAGGCAGAGAUGGAGCGGCUGCGCGGCUCUGGGACGCCCGUGCGCGGGCUGCCCUAUGCCAUGAUGGACAAGCGCCUCAUCUGGCAGCUGCGGGAGCCCGCGGGGGUGCAGACCUUGCGCUGGCAGCGGUGGCAGCGCCGGCGGCAGACGGUGGAAAGGCGCCUGCGGGAGGCAGCGCAGCGGCUGGCCCGGGGCCUUGGGCUCUGGGAGGGGGCGCUCUACGAGAUCGGGGGCCUCUUCGGCACAGGAAUUCGGUCCUACUUCACCUUCCUCCGCUUCCUGCUGCUACUCAACCUGCUGAGCCUGCUGCUCACCGCAAGCUUCGUGCUGCUGCCCCUGGUCUGGCUCCGCCCCCCUGACCCAGGCCCCACCCUGAACUUGACCCUCCAGUGCCCUGGUAGCCGCCAGUCCCCGCCUGGCGUUUUGAGGUUCCACAAUCAACUUUGGCAUGUUUUGACUGGCAGGGCCUUCACCAACACCUAUCUCUUCUACGGUGCGUACCGAGUGGGGCCGGAGAGCAGCUCCGUGUACAGCAUCCGCCUGGCCUACCUCCUCAGCCCGCUGGCCUGCCUGCUCCUCUGCUUCUGUGGGACUCUGCGGCGGAUGGUGAAGGGGCUGCCGCAGAAGACUCUGCUGGGUCAGGGCUAUCAGGCGCCUCUCAGCGCCAAGGUCUUCUCCUCAUGGGACUUCUGCAUCCGGGUGCAGGAAGCAGCCACCAUCAAGAAGCAUGAGAUCAGCAACGAGUUCAAGGUGGAGCUGGAGGAGGGCCGUCGCUUCCAGCUGAUGCAGCAGCAGACCCGGGCCCAGACGGCCUGCCGCCUGCUCUCCUACCUGCGGGUCAACGUACUCAACGGGCUCCUGGUGGUUGGGGCCAUCAGCGCCAUCUUCUGGGCUACCAAGUACUCACAGGACAACAAGGAGGAGUCCCUGUUUCUGCUGCUCCAGUACCUGCCCCCUGGGGUCAUCGCCCUGGUCAACUUCCUGGGUCCCCUGCUGUUCACAUUUCUGGUCCAGCUGGAGAACUACCCUCCCAACACGGAGGUCAACCUCACUCUGAUCUGGUGCGUGGUGCUGAAGCUGGCCAGCUUGGGGAUGUUCUCCGUCUCCCUGGGUCAGACCAUACUGUGCAUUGGCAGAGACAAGAGCAGCUGUGAGUCCUACGGCUACAACGUUUGUGACUAUCAGUGCUGGGAGAACUCCGUGGGGGAGGAGCUGUACAAGCUGAGUAUCUUCAACUUCCUCCUCACCGUGGCCUUCGCCUUCCUGGUCACCCUGCCUCGGAGGCUGCUGGUGGACCGGUUCUCAGGCCGGUUCUGGGCCUGGCUGGAACGGGAGGAGUUCCUGGUCCCCAAGAAUGUGCUGGACAUCGUGGCGGGGCAGACGGUCACCUGGAUGGGCCUCUUCUACUGCCCCCUGCUGCCCCUGCUGAAUAGCGUCUUCCUCUUCCUCACCUUCUACAUCAAGAAGUACACCCUCCUGAAGAACUCCAGGGCAUCUUCGCGGCCCUUCCGUGCCUCCAGCUCCACCUUCUUCUUCCAGCUAGUGCUCCUCCUGGGCCUGCUUCUGGCUGCAGUGCCCCUGGGCUAUGUGGUCAGCAGCAUCCACUCCUCCUGGGACUGCGGCCUCUUCACCAACUACUCAGCACCCUGGCAAGUGGUCCCGGAGCUGGUGGCCCUUGGGCUCCCGCCCAUUGGCCAGCGUGCCCUCCACUACCUGGGCUCCCACGCCUUCAGCUUCCCCCUCCUCAUCAUGCUCAGCCUUGUCCUGACGGUGUGCGUCUCCCAGACCCAGGCCAAUGCCAGGGCCAUCCACAGGCUCCGGAAGCAGCUGGUGUGGCAGGUUCAGGAGAAGUGGCACCUGGUGGAGGACCUGUCGCGACUGCUGCCGGAGCCAGGCCCGAGCGACUCUCCGGGCCCCAAGUACCCUGCCUCCCAAGCUUCGCGCCCGCAGUCCUUCUGCCCCGGAUGCCCAUGCCCUGGCUCCCCGGGCCACCAGGCCCCGCGGCCGGGCCCCUCCGUCGUGGAUGCCGCGGGACUGCGUUCCCCUUGCCCUGGACAGCACGGUGCCCCGGCCUCCGCCCGCAGAUUCCGCUUCCCCAGCGGCGCGGAGCUGUAACCCCUACCCCUGCCUCCCCGAAGCCUCCCUGGGGCCCCUUCAGGCCUCCUUACUCCAUCUUCCAGACCCCUGGCGACCACCGCCCCUCUCAGUGGCUCCAGGGCCUCCCUCAGAGGUCCCCAAAGAUGGACACACAACCCCAGCGGCAGCAGGAAAAACAUAUGGGAAUUUUCUUUCUAUAUUUUAAUCUCAUCCCUUUAAAAUGUCUAUUUUUUAUUGUGUUUUUUAUAAUAUACAUAAUCUAUUAGUAUAGUAUCUCUUGAAUGCGAUUUUUUCUAGAAUGUGUUCUGCUGAUUUGUUUUAGAGCCAUGAGUGCAAUUUAUACACAUACAUCUAUUGGGAAUGCUCAGAAGUUGUUUACUGAUGGAAGUGCCUUCAGAAGAGUCCGGGAACCACUUCCUAAGGAAGGAAAGAGCUGGCCACAGUUAGAGCAAGCCUGCCUGGGGCCCUGCUCUGUGUUCCAGCUGCAAACUGCCUGCAUCAUCCCUUCCUGUUACUCUUCCUUCACCUGAGACAGUCGAGGCCACAGCGUCAGCCAGGGCCAGAGCUGGGAUUUGAACCCAGGCACUCGGGCUCCAGAGCCACACUGCCCCAGUGUGGGGCUUAGUGGCGGCUCCUGGCCCUGACUGAGGGGCUGACUGAAGCCUGGUGAGAGCGUGCUGGGUCAGCCUCUCCCUGGCGGGAAUCCUCUCCGUCCAGUCUUCUAACCUAGCAGCCUCACGUCCACAGAGCUGCCUUGUGAAACUCAGCAGAGCCCUGGCUUCCUGCAGAGCCGUGUUCUCCCAGCCUGCUUCAUGGCUCCCUGGUUGAGCCAAGCUUGCGGAUCCGUGGGGUGAAGGUACCCGCACCGCCUGGGCCUUAGUGGUAUGUACGGGCCUGCAUCGUGAGCAGCGGGCGGGGGCCCAGGCAGGUGAGGCAGCUGGCCACAAGGGCAGGGCCCGGCCCCCCUCCCAAGGCUGUGUCUGAUAUUCUUGAGCCUGUUCGAGUUUCCUUUUCCAAGCCUCCUGUUCUCCCACCCCCACCCCUGCCAUGCUGCAGUGACUAAAUCUGUGGUUCUCAUCCUUGGAGAACACCUGAGUAGCUGCUACAAGCUGGCCACAGCCCAGCGACUCUGAUGUGGUUGGGCUGGGUGUGGCCAGCAGCCAGGGCAUCGGGACUUUUCGAAGCUCCCAGGUGACUCACCGGCAGCUGGGGAUGAGAACUGUCAGGAGGGAAGGUCAGAAGUCCCAGGAUGCACUUGAAAAGCCUCUAGCUCCACCAGUGACCAGCUCCUGGCUGGACUCCUGGUCUGGACUCAGCAUCAGGGAGGCUCUGGCCUCUCGCCCUCAGGGCUGGGGGCUUCUUCACAUGGUCAUCAAAGACUUGGCCAGUUCCGCCUCUCCCACGGCCGUCCUUGUCUCACCCAGCAUCACGACGCAUCAGUUCACCAACAAACACGAUUCAGUGCUGCUAGUGCUGGGUCCUGUUCUGGGGGCUGGUGAUGAGGCCAAGAGGGAAAGAGGGAGCUCUGUGUUCCAUCGAGGGGGCGACAAGCCUGGACCAGAUGAAAGUGACUCAUGUUGUUAAUUAGCGGCUUAGGGCCAAAGGUGGCCCCUGGACCAGUGGCCUCAGCAUCACCUGGGAAAAGGUUAGAAAUGAACAUUCCCAGGCCCCACCUCAGCCUCCUGAAUCAGAGCAUCCCUUUGGCAAACCAUACUGAGAAACAACCACGUGCAUCACCAAGCGCUGUGAAGAAGGCAAGCUUUGAGACCUUGAAGGAAUCAUCAAACUCUGGGCCUCGGUGUGCUCACCCAGGGCGAGACAAAGACGCCAUGCUCCUCCAAGUGGCCUCCAAGAUUAAAUGAGCAAUGACUUUU